AUGAAUGGCCUCAACUAUGCUACAAAAUGUGACGAGCUGGACGGGCUUCUCAAGCGGUAUUGUGAUCACAAAAAGCGGCAAGCAAAAUCUCUUCAAGAGCGACUGAAAGAAGAGGUGUCUACCAAUGUCGAGCUGAGGAAGUACAUUGCUUUCUUGGAAGGCAAGUUACAAGCAGAGGGUGAGAAUGCCAAGCAAUUAGCCCGGUCGCUUGAUGAUAGAAAAAGGGAUGUUAACGCUACCUUGAUGGGGCGCGAGCGGCACUUGCAUUCACUUGCAGCAGAGUUGGAGUCGCGACUUCGUAUGGUCGAGCAGCGCGAACGGGAGUGUGCCGAGUUUUCGACCGCCCUUGAGGAGAGGGAUCAACAUCACUGGGCAGACGUCAAGUCAUUCCAGAGGAGCAAAGCGCUGUUCGAGGCAGGGCUGGCAGCGUCCAAGAAGACUGUACGGGCAGAGCGGCAGCACAGCCGCUAUACAGAGGACUCGCUGACUGAACAUCUCGACGAUGUACCUGGCACAGAUAGACUUCUGCUGGCGCGAGGGUGCGAUCUCGGCUUUAAGACCCGCUACAUAGAGCACGUUCUGCUUUUCGAAAGGGAUGAAUGUACUGCACGCGUAAAUCUCCUCGCCGCUGAGAUAGAGGAGAGACAGAGCCUCAUGUGCAGUUUUUUUUGCACCAGCACAGCUCAUCUAAACCGCCUUCGUGCCGAGCAACAGGAGCACGAAAGGCAGCUUCACCGUGCUGAAGAUCUGCUGUGCCUGCAGCAAGUAGACCUGGCGGGCCGCAUGCGCAAAGCAAUGGAUUUACAACAGGACAGUUAUGCUCAUGCGGAAAUGCAGCGGAAAGUGCUUGCACUGCAGUGCAGAAGGGUUUUAAGGAGCGUUGGUGAUGUUGUCGGAUCCUUUUCAGGGCUUGACGUGGAAGCGGUAAUGUUAGAGCUCGAGGGCAGAAUUCAGGGAAUCCUGCGGGUGCCAAGCCUAGAUGUGAGCAAGGAGUACUAA
Messenger RNA from Leishmania major strain Friedlin, 999 nucleotides. RefSeq lists its product as hypothetical. NCBI's taxonomy places the organism in Eukaryota, Euglenozoa, Kinetoplastea, Trypanosomatida, Trypanosomatidae. The transcript has a single exon. The record is from RefSeq and is a predicted model, not a curated record. Bases 1 to 999 code for a protein of 332 amino acids.